Messenger RNA from Sclerotinia borealis F-4128, 2703 nucleotides. Lineage: Eukaryota; Fungi; Ascomycota; Leotiomycetes; Helotiales; Sclerotiniaceae. The record is from the annotation of a GenBank genome assembly.
AUGGACGGCACACAAUUAAGAGAUGAGGCUGUCGCCGAUCGUGUGCGGUCUGCCCAAGAAUUCCUUGAUCCACUUGAUGGAUCUGCAAGAACCUAUCGAUCCGAAAUUAUUCUCAUGCUUCAAAAACACCAACGACGUCUAAUUGUCAGUAUCGAUGAAGUCCGCGCACAUAAUCCAGAAUUGGCAAAUGGCCUUCUCGAACAACCAUUUGAUUUCGCCCAAGCAUUCGACCGUGCAUUAUUUCAAAUCGUACAAACACUUCCAACUAGCAAUGCUCAACAAUCUUCUGAGGAUACUAUGUACUAUUGUGCUUUCUCCGGAAGUUUUGGUCAAUUUGCAUGUAAUCCUAGGACACUGUCGAGUACACAUUUGAAUAGAAUGGUUAGUUUGGAAGGGAUUGUUACGAGAUGUUCUUUAGUGAGGCCGAAGGUGGUCAAAAGUGUGCACUAUAAUGAGAAGAAGAAGAUAUUCCAUUUCCGGGAAUACAAGGAUCAAACAAUGGCUGCGAGUGGAGCAAGUACAUCGAGUGUUUAUCCGCAGGAAGAUGAGCAGGGAAACCCACUGGUGACGGAAUAUGGCUAUUGCACAUACAGAGAUCAUCAAACGAUAUCUAUUCAAGAAAUGCCGGAAAGAGCACCAGCAGGUCAACUUCCAAGAGGUGUGGAUGUUAUUUUGGAUGAUGAUUUGGUUGACAAAGUUAAGCCUGGUGAUCGAGUACAACUUGUGGGAAUAUACAGGAGUUUGGGAAAUAGAAACGCGGGGCAUAGCAGUGCGCUUUUCAAAACAGUGGUUUUGGCUAAUAAUGUGGUUCUUUUAUCGUCCAAAUCUGGAGGAGGAAUUGCGACACAUACCAUUACUGAUACGGAUAUUCGAAACAUUAACAAGAUUGCAAAGAAGAAGAAUCUCUUCAACCUUCUCUCUCAGUCUUUGGCGCCAAGUAUUUACGGACACGAACAUAUUAAGAAAGCUAUUCUUCUCUUGCUAUUAGGUGGAUUGGAAAAGAACCUUGAGAAUGGAACACAUUUGAGAGGAGAUAUCAAUAUUCUCAUGGUUGGUGACCCCUCUACCGCCAAAUCUCAAGUUCUCCGUUUUGUCCUCAAUACCGCUCCUCUCGCGAUCGCAACAACAGGUCGAGGAUCUUCUGGUGUUGGUCUCACAGCCGCUGUUACAUCUGAUAAAGAAACUGGCGAACGUCGUCUCGAAGCAGGUGCCAUGGUUUUAGCUGAUCGUGGAGUGGUAUGUAUCGAUGAAUUCGACAAGAUGUCCGACAUAGACAGAGUAGCCAUUCACGAAGUCAUGGAACAACAAACUGUCACAAUCGCCAAAGCCGGUAUACAUACCUCCCUCAACGCUCGCUGUUCCGUCAUCGCAGCCGCUAAUCCUAUCUUCGGUCAAUACGACACCCACAAAGACCCCCACAAGAAUAUCGCACUCCCUGAUUCUCUCCUUUCUCGUUUCGAUUUACUAUUCAUUGUGACAGACGACAUUGAUGAUUUCCGCGAUCGACAAAUUUCCGAACACGUGUUAAGAAUGCACCGAUACCGUGACCCGCAAACCGAAGAAGGAGCCCCCGUCCGUGAACAAGCUCAUCAAACCCUUGGGGUAGGCGUUGAACAAGAAGCAGACGCCAACCAAGUAACACAUGUCUACGAAAAGUUUAACGAAAUGUUACACGCCGGUGUAACUGUGACCACUGGCCGCGGCGCUCAUCGCAGAGUCGAAGUCUUGAGUAUCCCUUUCAUGAAGAAAUACAUUCAAUACGCCAAAACUCGAAUAAAGCCAGUUUUGACCCAAGAAGCUAGUGACAGGAUUAGCGAGAUAUAUGUAGCACUAAGAAACGACGAUAUGCAAGGAAAUCAACGAAAGACAAAUGCAAUGACAGUGAGAACACUGGAAACCAUGAUUCGUUUGAGUACUGCGCAUGCGAAAUCUAGAUUGAGUAAUAGGGUUGAGGAGGUAGAUGCACUGGCUGCUGAGAGUAUCUUGAGAUUUGCGCUUUUCAAGGAGGUGCUUGAAGAUGAGAAGAAAAACAAGAGGAGAAAGACUAGACCUCUUGAAGACGAGUCUUCAGGAAACGAGAGUUCAUCGUCAGAUGAUGAUGAUUCGCCUGCUCCCACUUCUCGCGCCCCAUCUUCGAGGGCAACUCGUACACCUGGCACGGCAAGGACAAGAGCUUCGGCGGCUUCUUCUUCCAGAAACAACGGUGCGCGUCCAAGUGCGGCGCAGAAUAACAUUGAUGAGGGGGAAGACGAUUUAUAUACAGCAAGUCCAGUACGCUCUCGUCCAGUUGGAGCAUCUUCAAGUCGCGGACCAACACAAUCCCAAACCUCAUUCGCAUCUUCUCUUCCUGCUUCUGAGGCAUUGAGGGGUACUUCAAGUCAAUCCCAGUCUCAAUCACAAGAUGUCGAGGAACAAGACGAAGAAGAGGAACUUGCCGUAGGAACCGCCGCACUUAACGUCUCAACAGGUAUUACACCCAAUCGUUUUUCUGUCUUCCGCACAACAUUGGGACAAAUGAUGAGUACUGCCCUCUUUGAAGACGACAGCGCGGAUGUAAAUGCUAUCAUCGAAGCUGUGAAUCGACGUAUCGGAGGAGGAGCAGGAGGUAGUUUUGAGAGGGCCGAGGGAGUGGCAGCACUUAAAGCGAUGGAUGAGAAGAAUUAUAUCAUGUAUACGGAGGGAGAUGUGGUUUAUAAGAUCUAG